AUGGUGGUCUCGGGGGCCAAGGGCUCCAAGAUCAACAUCUCCCAGGUGAUCGUGGAGAACGGCGAGCUCAUCAUGGGCAUCCUGUGCAAGAAAUCCUUGGGCACCUCGGCUGGGUCCCUGGUGCACAUCUCCUACCUGGAGAUGGGCCACGACACCACGCGCCUCUUCUACAGCAACAUCCAGACCGUCAUCAACAACUGGCUGCUCAUCGAGGGUCACACCAUCGGCAUCGGGGACUCCAUCGCCGACGCCAAAACCUACCAGGACAUCCAGAACACCAUCAAGAAAGCCAAGCAGGAUGUCAUUGAGGUGAUUGAGAAGGCUCACAACAACGAGCUGGAGCCCACACCCGGCAACACCUUGAGACAAACCUUCGAGAACCAGGUGAACCGGAUCCUCAACGACGCCCGCGACAAAACCGGCUCGUCCGCCCAGAAAUCCCUGUCCGAGUACAACAACUUCAAAUCCAUGGUGGUCUCGGGGGCCAAGGGCUCCAAAAUCAACAUCUCCCAGGUCAUUGCCGUGGUGGGCCAGCAGAACGUGGAAGGGAAGCGGAUCCCGUUUGGGUUCAAGCACCGGACGCUGCCCCAUUUCAUCAAGGACGAUUACGGCCCCGAGAGCCGCGGCUUCGUGGAGAACUCGUACCUGGCCGGGCUCACCCCCACCGAGUUCUUCUUCCACGCCAUGGGCGGGCGCGAGGGCCUGAUCGACACGGCCGUCAAAACGGCCGAGACCGGUCAGUGAGAGUGUCCCCAUGGUCAUCUGGGGACUGGUC
Molecule: messenger RNA, 775 nt
Organism: Malurus melanocephalus (red-backed fairy wren)
Lineage: Eukaryota; Metazoa; Chordata; Aves; Passeriformes; Maluridae
Product: DNA-directed RNA polymerase II subunit RPB1-like
Exons: 5
Coding region: 1-744 (247 amino acids)
Biological process (GO): DNA-templated transcription
Cellular component (GO): RNA polymerase II, core complex
Molecular function (GO): DNA binding
Source: RefSeq, a predicted model, not a curated record